UUCCUCCUCCUCUUCCUCCUUUCCGUUCCGUUGUUUGAGUGUUGUUGUGCGGUGUUGUGGUCAAGACACCAUUUGACAGCAGCACGGAUGUCCAGCAGCUGAAAGUGGACCACAAAUGUCCCACAGAAAGUCCACGCUGGUGCCAGGAGGAGACCCGGCGGGGGAGAACUUGAGGAGGAGAUCCACGGUGGACUCGACAGAUGACCCUGAGCUGAAUCUACGGUUUCCACGGCGACCAUCCCAACCCGAGCGCCUCUGCAUCGGGCUGCAUCAUCCUGACAUUGCCGUCACCCCUGCAGAGACGCCCUCACCUGACGCAUGCACCCACCACCUGUGUCACUACACACCUAAGUGCUUCCUGGCCGUGCAGCGAGCGUGCACAGGAGGCCAUGGAUCCACUCCGUCACGCUACGGGGAAGAUGGCUGGCAUGACAGCACCUGCAGGACAACAAUCAGGGCUGACAACGAGGUGGAGGCCCACAGGGAGGCCAAUAACUACAAGUUUGGCUUCCGGAAAUGGAAAGGCAACGUGACGGAAAGACCGAUUGAAGACCAAUCAGACGUCGUCAAAGAGCUCUACUCGGACCUGAGCAUUGUUAAGCCCCAAGAAGGUUCCAUGCUGUCUUUUGGCAACAUUGUUUACGUCCUUUUAUUCGGCUGGUGGAUGUCUUUGACUUAUGUCCUCAUCUGUCCUGUCAUGUUUCUCACCAUCAUCGGCGCACCCUAUGGAAAACUGUGUUUCAAACUUGCCUGGUACUUCAUUUGGCCCUUUGGGAAGUCAGUGGAGAAGGCUGGGGACUUGUCAAGACGAUCCACAAUGAAGCCGCCGAGAUGUGAGGUCAUUCCUGAAGAGAGGGACUCUGAAGACAACAGGGACGUCAUCGAUGAAAAGGAUUCGGGGCCUCUUCUGAUGUCCUCCCCUUUACCAAUUGAGAUUCCAGUGCCAGAACUAUCAGUGAGGAGUAGAUCUAAACAUUGGUGUCGUGUCAGUACGUACAUUUGGCUCCUCCUUGGCUACCCCAUCCUGGUUGUGGUCCACGCUGUAGCCUGUGUCCUCUCCUGGCUGCUGGUCUUCACCAUCCCUGUCUUCAAGAUGAACGCCCGAACGUUUGCCGUCAUCCUACUCAUGGCGCCUGAGGACAUCCACAUCCACACCCCAGAAAAGACAUUUCGAUGCGAGACCAGAGUGAUACUGUGCUGCUACCGCGCCGUCAACAUGUACUACUACAAAUACACCGUGCACGGCAUCAACAUCUUCGCCCUCAAUCUUCUCCCCUUGGUCAUCAUGACUUUGGCUAUUGGGUACGCUGACAAGAACCACAAGUACUUCAGCUCGCAGACAAAGUUUGCCAGCGCCAUCACGUCCAUCAUUCCUCUGUCUUACUACAUCGGCAUGGGUAUCGCCAGCAUCUCCGCCCAAAGUAACUUUGCGGUGGGCGCGGUGGUCAACGCCACCUUUGGCUCCAUCACAGAGAUGACCUUCUACAUCACGGCGCUGCUGCAGGGUCAGCGCGCCGCCUCCAAGUGCUACGAGGAGAUCGUCAAGGCCGCCCUGACUGGCACCCUGCUGGGGUGCAUCCUCUUCAUUCCUGGCAUAUGUAUGAUCAUUGGUGGUAUCAAACACCAGGAGCAGCGAUUUAACAGCCGAUCAGCCGGCGUCAGCUCAGCUUUGCUCUUCAUAUCCAUAGGAGGCGUGUUCGCUCCCACACUCUUCUCCAAGACCUUUGGCAACAUGGUGUGUGAGAGUUGCUCCAACGUUCCCGGCAAUGCCAGCAUGUCCUUCAUGUGCAAGGACUGCCACUACGACAUGAGUAAAAGCGACCCGCAGUUGAUCAUGUCGCACAUUGAGCCUUUGGUGUACACCAUCUCCGUGCUGCUGCCCACCGCCUACCUGAUCGGCCUGGUGUUCACGCUGAAGACGCACUCGCACAUCUACGACAUCCAAGGGGGCCUCCCCAGCAGCCAGCACAUGGAGGGUGCUGGUGAGCGCGCCACGGCCCCCCCACUCCUCGCCGCUAACUCCUGCAUCAACGCCAGCGUUGUCGCCACCACCAGCCACGUUGCCACAGGUCAUCACGUGGUCCACUGGUCAAGAUGGAGGGCGCUGGCCGUGCUCAUUGUCGCCACCGUGCUGAUGGCGUGUUGCGCUGACCUCAGCACGGAGAACAUUGAGCCCAUGCUGACCAACUCCUCCAUCUCACUGUAUUUUAUCGGGGUGACGGUGUUGGCAAUGGUGCCUGAGCUCCCUGAGAUCGUCAACGGGAUCCAGUUUGCGCUGCAGAAUAACAUCAGCUUGAGUCUGGAAGUAGGAAGUUGUAUUGCGGUGCAGGUGUGCAUGAUUCAAAUCCCUCUGCUCAUCCUCUUCAAUGCAUUCUACGAUGUGGGCUUCGUGCUGCUCUUCAGUGACAUCCAUCUGUGGGCAAGCAUCUUCAGCGUCAUCCUGGUCAACUACAUAUUCAUGGAUGGAAAGUGUGACUACUUUCAGGGCACUGCUCUGGUGGUGGUCUACCUCAUCCUUCUGGCGCUUUAUUUUUUUGCUCCUUCCCCACACUCCUGCUUAAAAGACACAAAAAAAUAAACUAAAAAUGUUGCUGGAAAAUAAGAUUUAUAUUAUGUCGCAUUUAAAAGAAGGUUUUUGCUAUUUUUUGCCGGUUCAGAAUCACUGUCAACUGUGCUCAAUAAAUGCAUCAAUUUAUAAUAAAGGUGUA
Messenger RNA from Entelurus aequoreus (snake pipefish), 2708 nucleotides. It is a transcript of the gene cax1, whose product is annotated as cation/H+ exchanger protein 1. The record is from RefSeq and is a predicted model, not a curated record. The transcript has 20 exons. Gene Ontology annotation, biological process: calcium ion transmembrane transport; intracellular calcium ion homeostasis. Lineage: Eukaryota; Metazoa; Chordata; Actinopteri; Syngnathiformes; Syngnathidae. Gene Ontology annotation, cellular component: membrane; endomembrane system. Bases 116 to 2578 code for a protein of 820 amino acids. Gene Ontology annotation, molecular function: calcium:proton antiporter activity.